Molecule: messenger RNA, 2857 nt
Organism: Syngnathus typhle (broad-nosed pipefish)
Lineage: Eukaryota; Metazoa; Chordata; Actinopteri; Syngnathiformes; Syngnathidae
Product: SUN domain-containing protein 2-like
Biological process (GO): nuclear envelope organization
Cellular component (GO): meiotic nuclear membrane microtubule tethering complex; nuclear envelope
Molecular function (GO): protein-membrane adaptor activity
Source: RefSeq, a predicted model, not a curated record
GAUAAAUUUAAAUGCCUCAAAGCGUGGAUAAAAAUGUCUCUGCACUCUCAAACUAAACAUGUCAAGUAAUCAAUUAGGAGUAACUUGCCACCCCCAACAUUUAGGUUGGGUUUAUAUUAUUCUAUGGCGUAUAUUAUUACUCACAUUUCCUGCCCCCUAAGGUUUUCGUUUUGUGAUUAGUGUAAACUGAACUUCUUUUGUGUUUUUGUGAUUUUCCUAAUGGCAGUUUCCUUCAGGAGGAUCUUCUCACCUCCCAAUUGUCUCAAAGUGUGCGGACUGCCGUCUAAUCCAGGGAGGAUUACAGAAAGACUGAGUGACGUUUAGCCUCCACAGCAGAGCAGCUGAUCUGCUGAUUCAAACGGGGAAGCUUCCUAAUAGCUGUUGCUCCGGUUACUGGUCACCAGCGUCCGACUCGGACGACGAGCCCGGCAGCAUGUCCAGACGCAGCCAACGUCUGGACAACAGCCUUCUGGAUUGUAGACUGCCACUCGGCAGCGCCUCCCUCAACAUGGGAGGAAAUGCUUGGAGAAACGCAAGGAUGUUGAAAUCGCACCGUCCUCUGCAACAGUCCGCGUCCUGUUCGGAGUCGCUCCUCUCCUCCACACCUCGUAAAUCCUCCAACCAGUCUCUGCACGGCGACAUUACCGAUGCCUCGCUGCUCUCAUCCUUGUUGGACAAGUCUUCCUUCCACGAGGCCUCCAUGCAGGAGAGCACGGGAGCUGACAACUUUUGGGAGGGCACCAUCAUGGAGGAGCAGAACAGCACGAUGGCCGACAGCGUUCUUAUUGGCUCCGACAUCCGCUGUCAUCCCAAGCACUCUGUUCAAACACCAACUCGAGUUUCCUACAAAGACGGCAACUGCGGCGUGAGCGAGCACAGCACCUCAAACGUCUUGUACGCGGCGGCGCACUCAUCCGUCCCGGAAGCCUCCACCAUCUAUUGCAAGGAGCGAAGACAGCCAUUCAGAACAGCUCGUACGGACCACGGCGGCAACAUGAGCGCCAAGCAGAGGGAGCUUCACCCCAACGGAUCUUUAUGUGAUGACUGCAAGGAGAAACAGCACGCAGAGCAGACUCGCGUUGACGACGGCGGCUCGCCUUGGUCCGCUCGGGCCCGGGCGUUCUGCCACUUGAUGUGGAACAUCACUGUGUUUACAGGUCGGUCGUCCAACCUGGGCGGCGUGUUAAAGUGGAUCAGCAGACUUGGUGACGGCCCUAUGUUGACUCGGUUGCCCCUCGCGCUCUUGUUUGUUUUUGUCAUCCCCUUCAGUUUGUGUUGGUUUGCCCUGGACAGUCUACCUGCUCUAAGCAUCUCUGACAGCCCUACCCCUACCCCUGCCCUGUCGCAGGAGGUGAGCUUGACAUUCUUAGACCACGUUGCCACUCCUGGCCAGAUAAGUUUGUCUCAAGCAGCAGACGGAGAACCGCUCAUCUUAUCACAGCAAGUGGCGGAGUCGAUACGCCUGGCUCAUCUGGAGCGCAGCCUGGCCUUGCUUUGGGAGCGUGUGGAAGCUGGCGAUCAGAGGGCAGAGCAGAGACACGGCGAGAUGAUCCGGAUGCACACGCAACUGCGGCACAACGACCAGAGCGGCAAAAUGUGGCUUAGCAGGCUGGUGGAGCGCCAGAUGGCCCAGCUGAGAAGGCAAAUGAAUGACCACAAACAGCAGAGGGAGCAGGAGUUAAUUUGGCUGCAGAGCCAAAUGUCUCGUCUAGAUCUUGUGGAAGUGAAUCUGCAGAAACUGGAGGCCCAGGAGGAGGUGGGCCGCCUGGAGGUAAUGCUGAGGGACAUCAGGCGUGAUGUGGACGCUCUUCUAGGAUGUCAACAAUUGGACCAGGAGACUAUCUCAGCUCAGGUUCAGCAGGGAGUUCGUACUGUGCUCUUCGGGAACGAGUGGUCCGAGUCCGGCUUCCCCGAUCUGCGGGCGUCUCUGGCCUCACUGGAGCGCAGCGUCCUUCAUAACAUCAGCCAUCAUCUAGAUCAGCGCCGCCGUGAGGAGGCGCUUACUCGAGAGGACGUGAACCUGAUGGUAAAAAACGCGUUGAGGCUCUUCUCCUACGACCGCACUGGCCUUGCGGACUACGCUUUGGAGUCUGGAGGUGGCAGCAUCUUGAGCACUCGCUGUUCUGAGACGUACGAGACCAAAGCAGCACUGCUGAGUUUGUUCGGAGUUCCUCUUUGGUACUUCUCACAGUCUCCGAGAGUCGUUAUCCAGCCAAACGUCCAUCCUGGGAACUGUUGGGCCUUCCGAGGCUCAGCGGGUUUCCUGGUGAUCCGCUUGUCAAUGAGCAUCCUCCCCACCGCCUUCUCCCUGGAGCACAUCCCCAAAGCCUUGGCGCCCAGCGGCACCCUGCGCAGUGCCCCCAGAGACUUCCAAGUCUAUGGUCUGGACGACGCCAGUCAGGAGCGGGGGACGCUGCUGGGCUCAUACACAUAUCAGGAGGACGGAGAAGCUGUGCAGACCUACCACGUCACCGAGGAGAAUGACCGUGCCUUCCAAAUCAUUGAGGUGCAAGUGCUGUCCAACUGGGGCCACCAGGAAUACACGUGUAUGUAUCGAUUCAGAGUGCACGGUACUCCCCAAGACACCUAAACAGACUUGCUGCCUUGUUUGUUUACAAUGCCCAUUUCCUGAUUUCAUCUAAGCGCUUUUUAAUCAUAAAAGGAUGAAAUCGUUGAACACACUGACCUUGUGGCCUUGAAUGUACCGCAAUUUCUCAAAGUUGCCUUCUUACAAUUGCACUCAACUCAAUGUUUUAUUUAUUUGGUUUUGGGUUAGUAUUUGUGUCAAAUGUUGGACCUUCUCGUUUGUUGUCUUUUUGAAUUUAAGAUGUAAAUAAAGAUUUAUACAACGUCUGUA